UUGAUAGAAACCUGUAGUAUUUCGCCUUGAAUCGUUUUCAAUAGUUACCAAGACAAGUGCUGCUACUGUGGAUCCACUCAUUCGGCUUGAAAAUGCCAAUUAAAUUGACAACACAGGCGUACUGUAAAAUGCUCCUACACGCCGCCAAAUACCCCCACUGCUCCGUUAAUGGACUUUUUGUAGCCGAAAAACAGAAGGAGAAGAAGAAAGAUAGUCACAAUGUUCCUGUCCUAUGUGUGGAUUGUGUACCUCUCUUCCAUGGUACCCUCGCGCUAGCGCCGAUGUUGGAAGUAGCGCUGACACUGAUUGACACAUGGUGUAAAGAGAACAGAUACGUGAUAGCAGGAUAUUACCAGGCUAAUGAACGCUCGAAAGAUUCAAAAGCAAACCAAGUGGCUGAAAAAGUAGUUGCAAGGAUUUCUGAACACUUCAAUGAAGCUGUAAUGAUUAUCGUUGACAACAGCCGUUUCACCAUGGGAUGCUUCGAACCUAUUGUAAAUAUCUUUGACCAUCAUGAAAACAAGUGGAAAUGCAGGGAUCCAAAUGUAGACUCGUAUGAGGACUGGGAGGAGGCCCAGAGGAUAACCUCCACGCUGCUGGAGAGCCGGGCAUAUGAGAGCCUCAUCGACUUCGACAACCACCUGGACGACCUCAGGAACGACUGGACUAACCCUGAAGUCAACAAGUCCGUCCUGCAUCUCUGCUAAAAAGAAAUAUAUAUGUAUGCCUUUCCUCCUCAGUGACCUGCAAAGCCAUCUAUGCCAAAGGGGGCAAUCCCUGGUGUACUGUGGGAAAUGAUUGACGUGUGGGCAGCUCUGUGGUCUGUACACGCACAGUAGAAGUGUUUGUUUUUUUCCCCUUCCUAAAAUACGACUGACGUUGCAAUCACAGUUAGUCACUGAUAAGAUGGGACUCCCCUUUUUUGUGGUAAAAAGAAAUUACUGUUUCUGAGAAGAUAUAUUUUCAGGUUGGGCUUGAAUAUGCACAUUUCUAGGGGAUAAUGAUGAGUUUUGUUUUUGUUUGUUUUUUUGUUAAAAUGAAAGUAUUUUCAGUUUCUGUAUAAUAAUAAGAUGAGGAUGGACAUAAUGAACCAUAGUAAUUACUCAGUAAAUUGUGCAACAAAGUUGUCAGAUGUAUUGAAUUUAAAUUAAAACAGAUUUACUUAACUUCUUAAGUCUUAAUAUAUAUGUUGUUUAUAAGGUUCUCCUUGUUUAUUUACCCGUAGUUAUGACGUAGCCUGAACACCAUGUCGAGGUUGUGACACCUUGAUUUUUAAUGUAAUAUCUUUGGCUAAUCUGCAAAUUUGAAAUCUUUUAUCACCGUUGAAACACAAUAGCUGGCUUGAAGAUCGCAGUUACAUUUGUUUGUAAAAAAAAAAGGGAUUUCAAUGAAUGUAAAAUAAAACCUUUUUGAGAGAAA
This is a messenger RNA of Engraulis encrasicolus (European anchovy), 1419 nucleotides long. RefSeq names its product ER membrane protein complex subunit 8 (gene emc8). The transcript has 5 exons. The record is from RefSeq and is a predicted model, not a curated record. Lineage: Eukaryota; Metazoa; Chordata; Actinopteri; Clupeiformes; Engraulidae. The coding region runs from base 93 to 707 and encodes 204 amino acids. Gene Ontology annotation, cellular component: EMC complex.